Molecule: messenger RNA, 1931 nt
Organism: Andrographis paniculata
Lineage: Eukaryota; Viridiplantae; Streptophyta; Magnoliopsida; Lamiales; Acanthaceae
Product: E3 ubiquitin-protein ligase At1g63170-like
Exons: 5
Coding region: 447-1682 (411 amino acids)
Source: RefSeq, a predicted model, not a curated record
UAGAAAAAAUUCGAUUCAUAGUGGAAUCUGUAGUCUCUCUCUCUAUAUAUAUGUGAUUGGAGUUGGGACUUGGGAGUGAAUGAUAGUGGAAUUUUUGAGGCGAAUCGAAGGAAAUGAAGCAGGACGAAGAUGAGCGUGGAUGACGCAGUGAUUGCGCAAAAAUAGGGAAGAAACGAGAAAAAUCGAAUAAAAAACGAGUGAAUCUAAUAGAAUUUUGUCUCUCUUUGAGAAAGCGUGGAAAACAAAGUGAAGGCCGACGCCAUCAAUCGAUUGGAGGCGGCUUUCAUCGGAUUCUGCAGCGGAUUCGAGCUCCGGCCGCCGGAUAAGUAGAGUUGCAUCUGAUGCACAAAGAUUCAAUCGAAAGCCAAUUAAUAUCGAAAGGGUUUGAGAAUUAGACUUGGGUCGUAUGCGUGGAAUUUCCUUUGCAGCCUCGGGUGGCUUUUUCCAUGCUGGGACUGCAUUGUAAAAGCCAAUCGAACAAAGUCCCUUUGCCAAUGGAUCGAGCAACGAGCAGCCAUUCCCACAGUGAUAACGACCACAUAAUCGAUAUUUCUAGCAGCAGUGAUGUUAAUACGACUACGUCAUCCCACCAAAGGUCAUCCGGUGGCUCAGAGCAGCAGCACGUCGACAAUCAACCGUCUACUAGUUCGCGAGGGCCCGGAUAUCAGCCGACACUCUCGGUUCGAAGAGGGAAUAGCCGAGGCCGUCAGCGUCAACGGAGUCCGUUAAAUUCACUUCUGUGGAUUUCUGUGGAGUUAGUUUUAACAGUUGGGCAAAUUAUCGCUGCGAUUUUGGUUUUGAGCCUGUCCAAGAACGAAAAGCCGCGCGCGCCUUUGAAAGUUUGGAUUGUGGGUUAUGCGACCGGUUGCUUUGCAAUCCUUCCUCUUCUUUAUUGGCGCUUUACGUAUCGAAAUGCGGGCCCCGAGCAAGAUCCACCAUCUCAGAUGCGCCGGGACUCUUCUCUUGAAGGUAAUAAUAAUGUUGGCACCGGAAAUAGAAGAGUUGCGGAAGGCGUAGAUAGCCAGACGACGGGUAAUCCAACAGGAAGUGUUCAAAGUAAUAAUGGAUCACCGAACUUAAGGCUUAAGUUGUUCGUGCAAUAUUUUAAGAUGGCGUUAGAUUGCUUCUUCGCGGUAUGGUUUGUCGUCGGAAAUGUGUGGAUUUUCGGAGGGCAGUCAUCCGUAGCCGAGGCCCCCAAUGUAUACAGGCUGUGCAUCGUGUUUCUAGCAUUUAGUUGUAUCGGAUACGCAAUGCCGUUCAUUCUCUGCACUACAAUCUGCUGCUGUCUCCCGUGCAUCAUAACCGUUCUAGGCAUCCGAGAAGAUUUCCCUCAAACCAGAGGCGCUACACAAGACUCCAUCAACGAGCUCCCGACCUAUAAGUUCAAAACAAAGAAAUCCAAAGGGAGCGCAAACGCAAAGGAGAAUUCCGAAGGUGGGGUAGUGGCGGCAGGAACCGAGCACGAGCGUGUAAUAUCAGGCGAGGAUGCGGUGUGCUGUAUUUGCUUAGCAAAGUACGCGAACAAUGAUGAGCUCCGGGAGAUACCCUGCAGCCAUUUGUUCCACAAAGAAUGCGUCGAUAAAUGGCUCAAGAUCAACGCGACAUGUCCACUCUGCAAAGCUGAAGUCGGGAAAACAGAACAACAGAGUCCGGUAACUGGAAUGACUGCCGGUGGUGUGUAACACAGGAGGUAAGUAUAUCUAUCUGUAUCUAUCCUAUCUUCUGCCAUUACUGAAUUCGUAGUUCCUAAAAGUUGCGUCGAAGUUUUGUUUUCGGAGUCUAGUUUUCUGCGGUCAGCUUUGCAUAUCCGUUCGGUGUAAUUAAUUUGUUAUACGAAGAAUAAAGAGUGAAAAUUCCAGGAUCGAGACAACGCUGGCGAUAUGAUAUUGUACUAGUAGAGAAGAUAUAUGAGAAUAAAAAUGAAUGAGAGA